Molecule: messenger RNA, 3676 nt
Organism: Nelumbo nucifera (sacred lotus)
Lineage: Eukaryota; Viridiplantae; Streptophyta; Magnoliopsida; Proteales; Nelumbonaceae
Product: Pentatricopeptide repeat (PPR) superfamily protein
Molecular function (GO): protein binding; mRNA binding
Source: RefSeq, a predicted model, not a curated record
UACAAAAUUCCUGCUAAGCAUUUCAUUUCAAUAAACUUGAGGCAUUGCCGCAUUGGAAGAAAACAGAAUUUGAUAUUUCCCCAACGCCUUGAUCAAUGGUUCCAUGCACAAUAAUCGCCGAUGGCUAAGUGUCACUGAUGUGCGGCGUUUUUCCUGUAAAAGCCCACGGAACCAAAUAUUUAUGCGUUGAGCUGACGUGGGGUAUUGAUAUUUCGAGUGAUUAUAGGUCUGCAGUGGGAUUCAGAAUGCAAUGGGCCUGUCCGUACUUCUCCGAUUUCUGUUGUCUAACACAACCAUCCUAGUGCAGCACGUCCGGACUUCUCCCUGCACAUCUCUCGGGCUCUCUCGCAAGUCGCACCACGCCAACUCAACGGCCUGCACCCCGCUCCCCCCCUCUCUCUUUCUCCUUCCCGUCGGCAAACUUUCUCUCAGAUAAUGCCUGAAAUAACAAGGGUUAUCCAACUACCAGUCUGAGAAAAGGAAAAAGCGUGAAGGAGCAACCACCCGUCACCAUUCGAAGGAUUCUGCUUUGGAAUUCUCAGUUUUAAAGAAGGUUUUGGUUUUCCACCUCCCUACUCUGUAAAAAGAGAUAUGACUGACAUUCUCUGAUUGGGGAACGACAGGAAGAGCACUACUUAACUGAAUAUGUGCAUCCAUUUACAGGUGCAGAGUUUCUACUUGCACAUAUUCACUAAUUAGUGAGUUGGAUGAUACUCCCUCCACUUAUGACAAAUGGAACAAAGUAGCAUGUCGUGAUGAUUUGAUUGAAAACGAACGAGCAUAUUGUGUUAAGCCGCAAGUCAAAAAACUGAUCUCAGUUUUACUGGAAGUGAGAAAUGGUGGAGGGAAAUAGAAGGAGAUCAAAUGCUCUUUUGUCCAUUAGUUUAAGGAGUUUUUGUGGAGUUUAAUUAUUGGGUUGUGAUCCAAUGGGUCCUAUAUUGCUUCCUAAACAUGUAGCAGCCGUCAUUAAAUAUCAGAAAGAUCCAAUGAAGGCACUAGAAAUGUUUAAAGCAGCUACUAAUGAAGAUGGGUUCAAGCAUACCUUGUUCACCUACAGGUGUAUGAUAGAAAAGCUUGGUUUUCAUGGGGAGUUUGAGGCUAUGGAGGAUGUUCUGUCUGAUGUGAGGAUGGACAUUGACAAUAGUUUAUUAGAAGAAGUGUAUAUAGGGGCUAUGAGAAAUUAUGGGAGGAGUGGGAAGAUCCAAGAAGCUGUGGACACUUUUGAGAGAAUGGAUUUCUUCAAUUGUGACCCAUCUGUUCGUUCUUAUAAUGUAAUCAUGAAUAUCUUGGUUGAAAACAGCUAUUUUGAUCAAGCCCACAAAGUCUAUUUGAGAAUGUUAGACAAAGGGAUUGCUCCCGAUGUGCACACUUUUACUAUAAGGAUAAAAUCGUUUUGUAGAACAAGUCGGCCUCAUGCUGCUUUGAGGCUUCUCAAAAACAUGCCUGCUCAAGGGUGUGAACUCAAUGCGGUUGCAUACUGUACAGUGAUUGCAGGAUUUUACAAAGAGGACUAUCGAAUUGAGGCAUAUGAGUUGUUUAAUGAAAUGCUUAGCAGAAGAUUUUGUCCAGACAUCACAACAUUUAAUAAGCUUAUACACAUACUUUGUAGUAGGGGGGAUGUCCAAGAAAGCUGGAAACUUCUCAGCAAGCUUCUAAAGAGGGGAGUUUCUCCCAACUUAUUUACAAUCAACAUAUUUAUUCGAGGCCUUUGCAAAGAGAGCAAGCUCAAUGAGGCUGCUUGUUUAUUGGAUUCUAUGGGUACACAAGGAAUUACCCCUGAUGUUGUCACAUAUAAUACGCUUAUAUGUGGCUUGUGUAAGAGCUUUAAGGUUGCAGAGGCCGAGAAUUAUCUACACAAAAUGGUAAAUGAAGGGUACUGGCCUGACGAUUUCACAUAUAACACCAUCAUUAAUGGAUACUGCAAAUUGGGCAUGGUAGAAAAAGCAUAUAAGAUACUCAAAGAUGCAGUUUUCAAGGGGUUUGUGCCUGAUGAGGUUACAUAUUGUUCCCUUAUUAAUGGGUUAUGUCAGGAGGGUGAUAUUGAUAGAGCAAUGAAUGUUUUUAAUGAGGCAACGGGAAAAGGAUUGAAGCAUAGUGUUAUCAUCUAUAACUCUCUAGUCAAGGGUUUGUGUCAACAAGGACUUAUGUUGCAGGCCUUGCAGCUGAUGAAUGAGAUGUUAGCAAAUGGUAGCAGUCCAGAUAUAUGGACAUACAAUAUAGUCAUAAAUGGGUUGUCUAAAAUGGGAUAUGUUUCUGAUGCUAAGAGGCUCAUGGAUAAUGCUUUACUUAAAGGGCACCUUCCAGAUGUUUUCACUUUUAAUAUAUUGAUUGAUGGCUACUGUAAGCAGUUGAAGUUAGAGAAUGCCAUGGAGAUAGUUGAUAGGAUGUGGGAACAUGGUGUUACUCCUGAUGUUAUCACUUACAAUUCUGUAUUGAAUGGCCUCUGUAAGGCCGGAAAGGUUGAAUAUGUUCUGGAAAUAUUCAACGAAAUGGUUGGGAAGGGUUGCAUUCCAAAUAUUAUCACAUAUAACAUACUUAUAGAGAGCCUCUGCAAGGUUCAGAAAAUAAAAGAAGCCCUUGAUUUAUUUGAAAAGAUUGAGAACAUGGGGUUAACUCCAGAUGUUGUUACUUUUGGCACACUUGUUCAUGGUUUUUGUAAAAGCGGUGAUCUUGAUGGAGCGUAUCAAAUGUUUAGAAGAAUGGAGCAACAAAUUCACAUCUCGACUAUGGUUCCAACAUACAAUAUAAUGAUCAGUGCAUAUGCAGAGAAUCUCAACAUCCAUAUGGCAGAGAAGCUCUUUAAUGAGAUGGGUGCAAAAGGUUGCUUGCCUGAUUGUUUCACUUACAGUGUCCUGAUUGAUGGUUUCUGUAAAACAGGAAAUACUGAUUCAGGGUAUAUGUUUCUUUUGGACAUGCUUGAUAAGGGGUUUGUUCCAUCUUUGACAACUUUUGGACGAGUAAUUAACUGUGUAUGUAUGAACCAUAGAGUUGAUAAGGCAGUUUAUAUCAUUAACCUUAUGGUGGGCAAGGGUAUAGUCCCUGAGAUUGUGAACACGAUAUUUGAGUCUGAUAAAAAGAUGGUAGCAGCACCAAAGAUCCUUGUAGAGGACUUGCUAAAGAAAGGUUAUAUAACUUAUUAUGCAUAUGAACUUCUUUAUGAUGGAAUUAGAGAUAAGAAGCUACUAAGGAAAAGCAGAAAAGAACAGUCAUAAGAUUCUUGGAUGAGACUAGUUGUUUGGUAAAUUAACAUCUUGGUUGUAAAAAAAAAAAAGAUAUUUGUGCCUGAGAGGGUGGGAAUUCUGAUAAUGUAAACUAUCAGAUUGGGCAUCUAAAGGCAUCCUUAAAAGAAGUUCAAAUAGCUGUCUGUUGAUUGUGUGGAGAUUCUAGAGGUAAUGAACAUGGAAUUACAAAAACAAGUGCAUCAUGGACGAACAAAUGGUAUUAUUGUCUUCUCAGAAACAUGGCUUAGUUUGUUAAACAAUUUCUUUUUAUUUUUAAUUGCAAUUGUUGUAUAUGGCUAAUGAUUAAGUAGUAAAUGAGAUGGUGGUGUUGUUGUAUAUUGCAAUUGUUUUGAACUGAGCGGGGAAUAAUGGCAAAGUUAAUGUUUGAGAGCUGGGACAGAAUACCUAUGUGAAGGGCAUUUAUGGUUACCAACUCUGUUUGGUUGAGAGAUCAA